AGUGUUCAGUAGUGUUAAGUCCAUUCACAUCGCUGUGCAGCCAUCACCACCAUCCAUCUCCAGAACUCUUCUCAUCUUGCCAAACUGAAGCUCUGUCCCCAGAAAAUAGCAUCUCCGUUUUCCCUCCCACAACUCACCAUUCCAUGGUCUGUUGUUAUGAGUCUGGCUACUCAAACUACCUUUUAUAAGUGCAAUCGAUGGUACCUGUGUUUUUAUGUCGGGCCCAAACCACUGAGCGUGAUGUCCUCACGGUCCAUCCAGGUUGUACCAAGUGUCAGAAUUUCCUUCCUCUUUUCUGUUGACUCCCUGCUUUUAAAGGCCAUCUUGGACAUUCAAAUUGUGGCCAUUACUGACAGUUAAAAUGGCCCCGGCUCAUGACUCCUGAGCCUCUACAAUACUUUAGGUGGGGACAGUACUGUGGCCCACACGUCCCCACAGGCUGCGUGUGGCACCUGACAGUGCUUUGUGCCACUGUGGAGCAGGUGUCACUCUCCCACUUCUCAGAGAGGACGCCGGGCUCUGGAAGCCACCAGCCCACAAGGAGGCCCAGCAGGCUUCGGGCCCAGGUGGGGAGGUCUGCACAUCUCAGGGCCUUUCCCUGGGAACAACCAGGGACAGAGGCCACACACCCAGCCUCCUCUCUGCUCACAGUGAAUUGAGACACAACCCCUUACGUCCCUCCCAGCCUUAAGUCAAGUGGAAAGCAAUGGCCCCUGAUGUCAGUUAGUCCCUCUUGCCAGUUUACAAGUGCUGAAUCAGAGACUCUGAGCUUCGGCCCUUUCCCGAGGUCCCGGGAUUAUGAGCUGACACCGCCCCCAAGCAACCACAGUGAUUCCAGCCUGGGAGUGUGGCCUUGGCGGGAGGGUCGACGCCCAGUCAUGGUUCAGCGGCUGUGCAUACCCCCUGCUUACCUGCAUCCCACGCUUUCCAUGCAAACUCACGUGACAGCGCUUUGUGCUUGCAGGAUGGCCUACCCCCAGCCAAAGGUGCUGACACCCUGUAGGAAGGACGUCCUUGUGGUGACCCCUUGGCUGGCUCCCAUUGUCUGGGAGGGCACGUUCAACAUCGACAUCCUCAAUGAGCAGUUCAGGCUCCAGAACACCACCAUUGGGUUAACUGUGUUUGCCAUCAAAAAAUACGUGGUCUUCCUGAAGCUGUUCCUGGAGACGGCGGAGAAGCACUUCAUGGUGGGCCACCGUGUCCGCUAUUAUGUCUUCACCGACCAGCCGGCCGCGGUGCCGCGCGUGACGCUGGGGAGCGGUCGGCAGCUGUCGGUGCUGGAGGUGCGCGCCCACAAGCGCUGGCAGGACGUGUCCAUGCGCCGCAUGGAGAUGAUCAGUGACUUCUGCGAGCGGCGCUUCCUCAGCGAGGUGGAUUACCUGGUGUGCGCGGACGUGGAUAUGGAGUUCCGCGACCACGUGGGCGUGGAGAUCCUGACUCCGCUGUUCGGCACCCUGCACCCCGGCUUCUACGGAAGCAGCCGGGAGGCCUUCACCUACGAGCGCCGGCCCCAGUCCCAGGCCUACAUCCCCAAGGACGAGGGCGAUUUCUACUACCUGGGGGGGUUCUUUGGGGGGUCAGUGCACGAGGUGCAGCGGCUCACCAGGGCCUGCCACCAGGCCAUGAUGGUCGACCAGGCCAACGGCAUCGAGGCCGUGUGGCACGACGAGAGCCACCUGAACAAGUACCUGCUGCGCCACAAACCCACCAAGGUGCUCUCCCCCGAGUACUUGUGGGACCAGCAGCUGCUGGGCUGGCCCGCCGUCCUGAGGAAGCUGAGGUUCACUGCGGUGCCCAAGAACCACCAGGCGAUCCGGAACCCGUGAGCGGCUGCCAGGGGCUCUGGGAGGGCUGUCGGCAGCCCCGUCCCCCUCCCGCCCUUGGUUUUAGCAGAACGGGUAAACUCUGCUUCCUUUGUCCAUCCCGUUGUGUCCUCUCUGUGCAUGUCUGUGUGUCUAUAUGUCUGUGUCUUUGUAUCUGUGUCUGUGUGUC
This is a messenger RNA of Nomascus leucogenys (northern white-cheeked gibbon), 1992 nucleotides long. RefSeq names its product ABO, alpha 1-3-N-acetylgalactosaminyltransferase and alpha 1-3-galactosyltransferase (gene ABO). The transcript is spliced from 3 exons. Gene Ontology annotation, cellular component: membrane; vesicle; Golgi apparatus. Gene Ontology annotation, molecular function: glycoprotein-fucosylgalactoside alpha-N-acetylgalactosaminyltransferase activity. Gene Ontology annotation, biological process: carbohydrate metabolic process. Lineage: Eukaryota; Metazoa; Chordata; Mammalia; Primates; Hylobatidae. The coding region runs from base 717 to 1826 and encodes 369 amino acids. The record is from RefSeq and is a predicted model, not a curated record.